This is a messenger RNA of Tuber aestivum (summer truffle), 1829 nucleotides long. NCBI's taxonomy places the organism in Eukaryota, Fungi, Ascomycota, Pezizomycetes, Pezizales, Tuberaceae. The record is from the annotation of a GenBank genome assembly.
CGCCGUCUACUUAAACCUUCCUCGUCCACCCAACUCCCACAACCACACCAUCCACUGCCAAAAACUCGCAGACUACAGUUCGGACCACAACCAUUGACAUCGGUAAGACAGUUUGUUUUUCCCUACCUUUCCUCUCCCUAUUCUUUUUACUCCAACUAUGAGUGCGGCUCAUAGAUAUAUCCGUCACGUGGGCCUGAUAAGGUGGUUGUGGUGAGGAAGCCUCACCGAAAAUAUCCACAUAACACAUAUAUCUAUCGGCCGCACUCGUAUUAUUCUCAUUAUGGUGGUAUUUCUACCGAAGCUUUUACUCUUAGAAAAGAAAAAAUUUCCUAUCGAGGUUUACACUCAGUUGCCUAUUGAGCCACACUUUAUUUAGCUCCAUCUCCAGUUCAAUUAAAAAAUGCGUUACAUUGCAUUCAUGAUUUGUCAACUAACUUGAUUCUUUCAGGUAAUUUCCGGUAAAAUGACAUACCAAUGGGACGAAACAAGGAGCUAUGAUGGGCUUGGGAGCUACAGUGCACCUGGAUACCCCCCCACACCGCCGAAUGUUUGUUUCGGACGGCCGAGCGGCACACCCAGACCAGCCCCCGUCCACCACAAUUUUCCGCACCGCCGUGCCAUCGAGACUUCAAGUUCGCCUUAUCGCCACAUGGAAAACCGUAUUACUGACGCCGCUUCCGGUCCUGUUGAGCCGACCCCAUCUACCGGAGAUCCUGAAUCCGUAUCCGUUGGUGAAUAUGUACGGAAAUUUCAAAACUGGCGGUUAGGUGCUGAGAGUUUUGGCUCUCCUGCGGGUGAGGAGGGAUUGGAGCUAAGAAUGCAAAUGCCUGAAUCUGAUUUUAUCGGAUUCAGCGAGAUCUUAGGUGUAGGCGAUGACGAAAAGUAGAACUCCGUCUCGACUCCACUUUAAAGUGAAUUACUAAGUAGUGUCAGGUUUCCAAAAAUUGCGUUUAAUACGUUAACCUCGAGGCUCAUCAUCCAACAUAUCCCAACCCCGAUUCAUGAAAAGGUUAUCAGCACAAUCUCGGAAGGGUUCAAUCUGACAAGAAGUAGCCUCCCCAUACAACUUUUUCAGAGAAUCGACAUCGUCUACAAUCAAAAAUUCCGCUCCUUUAAACGUGGUUACAAAGGGUCCCGAAAAGUACCCGAUACCAUGGUUCAGGUGGAAAAUGCAGCAGGGACUCUGGAGGUAAAGUUCAUAUUGGAAGUUGGUUAUGCUGAGACGUAUGACGAUCUGGUUCGGGAUGCCAGAAUGUGGUUAGAGGGAACAGACACCGUGUCCACAGUGAUGCUAGUAAAAAUGAAUGAGGAUCCCGCUUAACAAAACCCAACCUCACGACUUACCGAUGAGGAGUUUGACAACCUAGAAUUUCCUCCAUCUGAAGAAGUUUCCCAAGAACUUUUCUCCCUGGAUGAGGCCCAUGGACCUGCUUGUUAUAAAGGUCUAUGCUGGGUCGGCAAAAUUACCGGUUCGAUUGAAAUCUGGAAACGUCAUCCCACGUCUCACUUGGCAAUUGGCACGUUCGGCCCCCAUGUAAGCGACUCCUCAAGACAGGUCAAGGUGAUGUUUCUGAUAUCGCUAACUUGCAUAGAACCACUUAAACGCAGAUAAUAGGACCUAUAUAUACUUUCACCUCUCCGAUUUCUUAGACGUCUCCUUUGAAGAGGACCAUCAUGUUGGCUUUAAAUGGGGUCUCUUCCACAGAAAACUAGGGACUUAUAUCAGAGAGUUGGCGGUAGAACGGUAUGGUGCGGCGCUCGAAGCUCGUGAAGGAAGAGCUAAUGUGCUGGACCGUGAUUUCCAACCCUCCCUUGCCGCUAGCUUCACA